ACAACCAUCCACAACUCUCUGAAGAUGCUUGGAUAAUAAGAGUUAAUGCAGUAUUUAAUUUUUCUUUUGGAUGAAAAAAGCAUUUUUUAAUUGAAUUGAAACGGGUCAUAUUUAUCACCCUUUAUCAAAGAAACAGUUGGGGUCAAAAACGCUCCUUUCUAUAUGUUAUAUGUUGAUUCCCGCUAGACUCGGCUUCAACUGAUAUGUCUGCGUAUAAUUAUAGGUGGUCCGUGUAACAUUACGUGAAAUGGAAAGUUAGUUUUAAUUUCUAAUUCAGAUCAAGCUUUUAUUUUGAAGUCCAGUACGACCUGAAAUCCAACGGAAGUGAUUGCCUCCUAGCAACAUGGCCUCCGUCAUCAACGUUUCGUUUCCCCUCUUUUAAUAAGUGAAAAUUACACUUUAGUAGUCUGUCGAGUAUAAUAUAAACAUUUCAUAGUAUUAAAACUUUUUCACCGCCGAUAUGAGAGAUUUUUGCUGUUCAUUUUCCUCCCAGAAGUACUGGAAGCGUCGAGCGUUAGCUUAGCAUGUUAGCCGGAAACGGACGUAUUUUUUUCUGAAGUAGUUUAAGAAAAGUUUUAACUUCGAUUGUGUGAAAACCUUAGAAGGUCUCGACUUUGGAGAAAACACAGAAGAUACGGAGGAACCGACCCAGAGUGAGGAGACGGACUUUAAGUGUGAAGACGUCCAGCAGCUGAUGGAGACUAAAGAGGAGGAGAACUGGAGUCAGGACCAGGAGGACCAAAAACCUCCACAGAUUAAAGAGGAGCAGGAGGAGAAUGAGAUCACUCAGACAACAUUCAGUCCUGUUCCCGUGAAGAGUGAAGAAGAUGAUGAGAAACCUCAGUUCUCAGAGCUUCAUCACAACCAAAAUGAGAAAAACGGAGACUCUGUGAAACCAGAUGAAUGUUUGAAGUCUGACGACAAAGACAGAGAUUCCUCAGAGACGGACAUAAGUGAUGGAAACUGGGAGGAGAGCGGUGAAGCUCAGUCAGGUUUGGGGUCUGGGCCAAAUAAAACGCUUGGUGCUUCUGGAAAGACUAAAGAUGAUGAAAAUCACAGUCAAACUGUGAAGAACAGAAACUCUGUAGAACCAAAUGAAUGUUCAAAAUCAGAUGUUGAAGAUGAAACUUCUGAAUCUUCUUCAGAGUCUUCAGAGACGGACGUCAGUGAUGGAAACUGGGAGGAGAGCAGUGAAGCCCAGUCAGGUUUAAACUCCACUACCAAUAGGGAGUCCUGUGGACGUUUCAGCUGCUCUGAAUGUAGUAAAACCUUCACUCGGAGACAGUAUUUAUCAGAACACCAGAGAAUCCACACAGGAGUGAAACCCUUCAGCUGCUCCGUCUGCAGCAGAGCUUUUAGAUGGAAAAAUGGGUUAGUGCGACACAUGAAAUCCCACAGUGGAGAAAAACCUUUUAGCUGCUCAGACUGUGACAAAACUUUUUCUUCUAAGAAGAAUUUGAUGGAACACACCAGGGUUCACUCAGGGGAAAAACCUUACACCUGCUCUGUCUGUAAUGCAUCUUUUAAGAGAUCACACACCUUAAAGGAACACAAAACAACCCACACUGGAGAGAAACCUUACAAAUGCUCGAUCUGCAACCAAAGCUUCAGGUACCGGUCCUACCUAAUCGUUCACGUGAGAAAUCACAAAGAAGAAAAACCGUUCAGCUGUUCCACCUGUAAAGCAACAUUCAAACGGAAACUCACUUUAGAGGAACACAUCAGAACCCACACUGGAGAGAAACCUUACAGCUGCUCGCUGUGCAGUAACAGCUAUGUCCGCUAUAUAAGCCUGUCUCGCCACAUGAGGUGUCACACAGGAGAGAAACCAUACAGCUGCUCCACCUGUCAGGCCACGUUCAGGUGGAGACAAGCGUUCGUGGCCCACGCAAAGAUCCAUCCAGUGAUGAAAACCGCAGCUUUGGAGAAAAUACGACUAACAGAGAUGGAGGAAACGACACAGAGUGAGCAGAUGGACUCUGACUGUGAUGAUGUCCAGAAGGUGGUGGUGAUCAAAGAGGAGCUUUCUGCUGAGGAGGAGAUCUGGAGUCCCAGACUGGAUCAGGAGGAAAAGAAGCCUCUGCAGAUUAAAGAGGAGCAGGAAGAGAAUGAGAUUAUAAAGUUUAUAUUCAAUCCUCUCACUGCGAAGAGUGAAGAUGAAGAGAAACCUCCGCUCUUAGAGCUUCAUCACAGCCAAACUGAGGGGAACAGAGACUCUGUUGGAGCAGAACCAGACCAAUAUGUAGAAUCAGAUGUUGAAGAUAAAAAUGUGGGUUUGUCUUCAGAUUCCUCAGAGAUGGAGGUCAGUGAUGAAAACGGGGAGGAGAUCAGUGAAACUCAGGCAGGUUUUGGAUCUGGGAAAAUUAAAAAAGUUCUCGUUGGUGAAAGAGGUUUCAGCCCUGGUCCUCUGGAGAGUGAAGAUGAUGAAGAGAAAGCUCAGCUUCAUCAUGGCAAAACCGAGGAGAACAGAGAGUCCGUGGAAACAGAUGAAUGUUUAGAAUCAGAUCCUGAAGACAAAACUUCUGAUUCAGAGACCGACGUCAGUGAUGGACACUGGGAGGAGAGUGUUCAAACACAAUUAGUGACCAAUAGUGAGUCCUCUGGUCGUUUCAGCUGCUCUGAAUGUAGUAAAACCUUCACUCGCAGACGAUAUUUAUCAGAACACCAGAGAAUCCACACAGGAGUGAAACCCUUCAGCUGCUCCAUCUGCAGCAGAGCUUUUAGAUGGAAAAAUGGAUUAGUGAGACACAUGAAAUCUCACAGUGGAGAAAAACCUUUUAGCUGCUCAGACUGUGACAAAACUUUUUCUUCUAAGAAGAAUUUGAUGGAACACACAAAGGUUCACUCAGGGGAAAAACCUUACACUUGUUCCAUCUGUAACACAUCUUUUAAGAGAGCACACACCUUGAAAGACCACAUCAGAACGCACACUGGAGAGAGACCCCAUAAGUGCUCGAUCUGCAACCAAAGCUUCAGGUACCGGUCUUAUCUAGUUGUUCAUAUAAGAGGUCAUGCAGAAGAAAAACCGUUCAGCUGUCCUACCUGUAAAGCAACAUUCAAACGGAAACUCACUUUAGAGGAACACAUCAGAACCCACACUGGAGAGAAACCUUACAGCUGCUCACUGUGCAGUAAAAGCUACGUCCGCUAUAUAAGCCUGUCUCGCCACAUGAGGUGUCACACAGGGGAGAAACCGUACAGCUGCUCCACCUGUCAGGCCACGUUCAGGUGGAGACAUUCCUUCGUGAAUCACACAAAGAUCCAUCCAGCGAUUUAACCUCUCAGCUGCAAAGCGUCAGUCGGUCUCUGACAUUGGAGAUGAGAAAAACGAAGAACACCUUCCAGCUGGUCUGUUGGCAAAACAGCUUUUCAAAGAACCUAAACUCUGUAGGACAACAUUGAAAGUAAAUAUAAAGAGAAGCUGUUCAAUUGUAAAAACUUUUUGUAUACAAAUCUAGUUAUAAAAAUGUAGUUGUAUUGCAAUGAAUUACAUUGUUCUGGACUGAAUGUAACUCUUAAAAUUGUUGUGAAUUGGCACCAUUUAAAGCAACUGAAUUGUUCUCACUGUUCUGUAGCUAAAGAAAAUCUGCUGAGAUGUUUGGAGAUCUUCCUGGGUUCAAACUCAUUAAUUCUUGUUAGUAAAAAUCAGUAAUGCAGAAAGGAAAACCACGUCUACUAUAUAUGUCAUGUGUGACUUAGUUGUAUGCAUUAAAUACAUAGCCUACAAUAAACAUUUGUGUUCUGAA
Messenger RNA from Xiphophorus maculatus (southern platyfish), 3746 nucleotides. RefSeq names its product zinc finger protein 225-like. Gene Ontology annotation, molecular function: DNA-binding transcription factor activity; RNA polymerase II cis-regulatory region sequence-specific DNA binding. The transcript has 4 exons. NCBI's taxonomy places the organism in Eukaryota, Metazoa, Chordata, Actinopteri, Cyprinodontiformes, Poeciliidae. The record is from RefSeq and is a predicted model, not a curated record. Bases 695 to 3277 code for a protein of 860 amino acids. Gene Ontology annotation, biological process: regulation of transcription by RNA polymerase II.